UAGUCCUGUUCUGAGUUUUGACCUUAGGGGUUCGACACGCCGGAGUGUGUUGCUAUGUGGACCACGUGAAUUCAGCUAACUCAGUGAUGGAUUAAAUCUGUUAAAGAAAGCUGUCACUUCAGCUCAUUUCAUUUUUUGAGGCUUAGAAUUCAUUUUAGUGUGCAAUGGGGAAGCCAGUGAAGAAAAGGAGCGUGUGUGAUAAAGUGCGAAAGAGUAGUGCACAUGAGCAGAUUAAGACCAACCCGUUUGAGGUGAAGAUCAACAAGAAGAAGUUUGAAGUUUUGGGUCGAAAAGGCAAACAUGAUGUGGGACUGCCAGGCGUGUCUCGCUCUAAAGCUCAUAACAAGCGUAAAAACACCCUGCUGAAAGAGUUCAGAAUGAAAAACAAAGCGAACUCCUUCAUCGACCGGCGUUUUGGAGAGUACGACAUCAAGAUGGCACCUGAGGACAAAAUUCUGAAGAGAUUUGCCAUGGAGAGACAGCGUACUCAGCAGAAGAAGGACAUGUUUAAUCUGAACGAUGAGGAGGAAUUAACACAUUACGGACAGUCGCUGGCUGAGAUGGAGAAGUUUACAGACGGAGUGGACAGCGAGAGCGACUCGGAGGAGAAAGGCCUGCUGUCUGCUGAAAUCACGGCGUCACACUUCGGAGGAGGCGGGGGGCUGCUGAGGAAGAAAACCGGCGAAGAAGAGGAGGCAAAAAACAAGAGCCGUCAGGAGCUCAUCGAGGAGCUCAUCCUCAAAUCCAAACAGGAGAAGAGAGAACGUCAGACACUGAAAGAGGAGACACAUGAACUGACGGAGAAACUGGAUCAGGAGUGGAAGUCCAUCCAGAGCCUUCUGGCACGGAAAACUCCCAAAGAACGGGAGGAGGAGAAGGACAAACCGAAGCUGGAUGAAUAUGACAUGAUGGUGCGGGAGUUGGGAUUCGAGAUGAAAGCACAGCCGUCUGAGAAACUCAAAACUGCAGAGGAGAUCGCCAGAGAGGAGCGAGAGAGACUGCAGAAACUGGAGGCAGACAGACGGAGGAGAAUGGAGGGAGAGGUGGAGGAAAACCCCAAACACACACACAUGUCGGCUGACGACCUCAACGACGGAUUCAUCCUCGACAAGGACGAUCGCAAAACACUGUCCUACCAGGAUGGGAAGUGGAACAUUGGGGAAGAGGAAGGUGAAGAAGGAGAUGAUGAAGAGGAGGAAAAUAUAGAUGAAGAAGGUGAGGAUGAUGGUGAUGAGGAUGGUGAUGGCGGAAGUGAUGAUGAAGACAACGAGGACGAAGAAGAUGAUGAUGACCACGAUCACUCUGACCUGGAAGACAGCCAAGAUGAUGAGGUAGAGGAAGAUGAAGAGAAAGAGACUAGUGCUGAAGUGAAGCACACUCUAAGCGAAGAGGAGAGGAGAGCGAUUCAGGACACAGCCCGUGCAGAGCUUCCCUACACCUUCACAGCUCCUGAGUGUUAUGCAGAUCUGAAGGCGAUGCUGCAGGGUCACUCAGCUGAUGACCAGCGGAUAAUAUUGGAGAGAACGAAGAAGUGCAAUCAUCCCAGUCUGGCUGUAGGAAACAAAGCUAAAUUAGAGAAGUUAUUUGGCUUCCUGUUGGAGUAUGUAGGUGAUCUGGCAACCCACAAUCCCCCAGAGCUCACCACCAUUAACACACUCAUCCCGCAGAUCUAUUCUCUGUCUCAGCUCUUUCCUGAAGCAGCGUGUCGGGUGAUGCAGUCUCUGAUUGCCGAUGCUGCUCACAGCAUGGAGGAGAGUAUAGAGGUUAAAGGUCGUGCUGCAAUCCCAGGCCUGGAUAUGCUCAUCUACCUGAAGAUCGUCACUCUUCUGUUUCCUACAUCUGAUUUCCGUCAUCCGGUGACAACACCAGCCUUCCUCUAUAUCAGCCAGGCUCUCACUAAGUGUGCGGUCGUGUCACUGGAGAACGUGUGCGCAGGUCUGAUCCUGUGUUGUAUAGCAGUGGAGUGUGUUUCCCUCUCCAAGCGCUUUAUCCCUGAGCUCAUUAACUACCUGCUGGGACUCCUGCACCUUGCUGCCCCCUCACACACCUGCACAGAUUACCAGGUGGUUCCUCCAUUCAGGCCACAGGGGAAGAGCAGUGAGCUGCUGCAUGUGUGUGAUCCACAGUCUGCUCACAGCUGGACCAAGAAAAGCAUCUCACUGUCAUCUGCACACAGAAUUACAGCUACAACUGAGAAGGAAAGAGACCAUUACAGGUUGUCUGUGCUUUACGUAUGUUUGGAUUUGGUAAAGAGAUGCACAACGCUUUAUCAACAACUUCCUGCCUACCAGCACGUCUUCCAGCCAAUCAGAAUCCUCCUGGCUAAACAUCUUCCUGUUACGGAUUUCCCAUCAGCCCUGCAGGAGCUGCACAAAGAAAUCCUCGAGGCCAUUCCAGAGACACCGUCCCAGCAUGCACCACUGGUAUUUGACAAGAAGAAGCCCAUCCCUCUCAAACUGCUGCAGCCCAAAGUGGUGGAAGUGCUGGACUAUGGGAAAAAACGAGGGAACACAAAGGAGGAGAAAGAGAGAGAGCGACUGAAACACAAGUAUAAGAAAGAGUUUAAAGGUGCUCUGAGGGAGAUAAGGAAGGACACACGCUUCCUCGCUCACACCAAACUGUCUGACGUGAUGCGCAGGGACGCGGAGAGGAAGAGGAAGGUGAAGGAUCUGUACAGUAGUUUGGCCAAUCAGGAGGGUGAGUGGAAAGCAAUGAAGAAAAGGAAGAAGAAGUGAUGUGACAGCGCAAACCCCACUUCCUAUGUGAAAAUCUGAAACUGUGUACAGUUCAGCGUUGUGAGAACGGCGUGAUGGAGCAAUACACACUUUUUAUUCUGCUUGAACCAGUUUGUACAUUGUGGUAAUGAGCAAGUAUUAAACCCAUACAGUAACUUUUG
Molecule: messenger RNA, 2896 nt
Organism: Hemibagrus wyckioides
Lineage: Eukaryota; Metazoa; Chordata; Actinopteri; Siluriformes; Bagridae
Gene: nop14
Product: NOP14 nucleolar protein homolog (yeast)
Exons: 19
Coding region: 165-2735 (856 amino acids)
Biological process (GO): maturation of SSU-rRNA
Cellular component (GO): nucleolus; small-subunit processome; Noc4p-Nop14p complex
Source: RefSeq, a predicted model, not a curated record